Molecule: messenger RNA, 1507 nt
Organism: Ectocarpus siliculosus
Lineage: Eukaryota; Phaeophyceae; Ectocarpales; Ectocarpaceae
Source: the annotation of a GenBank genome assembly
AUGGCAGUGAAGGGUGGGUUCGGCGCCAGGAAUCCCGACGUCGGCAAAAAGAGGCACACGUUUCACUGCCAAUCGACCACCACCUCCCGCGGCCAUGCAGCAAACAGUGAGGCUGCCAAUAUGCUGGAAGACCUGGCCAAGCUGUGCGCCGUCCGUGGCGGCGACGGGAGCGUUUUCAAAGAGAGAGGUUUCAAGAACGCCGCCGGGGUGCUCAGGAGGCUUGGGGUGCAAAUCACCAACAUCCAGCAGCUCAAGGACUUGAGGAAACACGAGCCCCAGCGUGUCAGGGGUCUCGGGGAUAGCGUGAUGAAGGAGCUCUCGACCUUCUACGAGGAGGGCAGGAUGCAUCGCCUUGACGGGCUGGAGGCGGACCCCAAGCUCAAGUGUCUCAAGAUCCUCCAGGAGGUCGGCUGGGUGGGCGCCGUCAAGGCGCAGCAGCUGUACGACAAGGGCGUGCGCUCGAUCGAAGACCUCAGGACCAAGGGGCUGCACCUUCUAAGCGAGCAGGCACAGAUCUGCCUCAGCAGGCACGAGGACAUAAUGCAGCGCAUGCCGCGGUCCGAGGCCGCGGAGAUUGAAGCGGUGGUAACGAAGGUUGCCCAGAGCAUCUGCCCGGGAGUCAUCUGCCAGGCGUGUGGAAGCUACCGAAGGGGGAAAAGCCACUGCGGAGAUGUGGACGUGCUCAUUCGCCCUCCCGAGGGACAAGAGGACUCCCCCAUGUUUGACGACCUGAUCAAGAGGCUGGUGGAAACGGGUUUCAUCACGGACAAGCUCACCCUCGCCGGAGGUCCCCACAGGCCGGGGAAGUCGCAGUCCUUCAUGGGCAUCUGCAAGCUGCCCGGCACGGGGAGGCUCCACCGCAGGGUGGACAUCAAGUUCUAUCCCACAUCGUUGUUCGCGUUCGCGGUGCUGUACUUCACCGGGUCGAGCCACUUCAACAGGAGCAUGCGCAGCUUCGCCAAGAUCAAGGGGCUCAAGCUUAGCGACAAGGGGCUGUGCAGGGUCAACACGGUCAACGGCGAGGAGGUGCACAGGUUCCCGAGCUACAGCUGCCUCCGAGAAGAAGAUGUAUUCACUGCCCUGGGGCUAGAGUGGAGGGAGCCAAAAGAUAGGGACGGAGUCCAGGUGCAAGCCUUCUGCAGCAAGGGAGAAGGAGGAGCGACGGAGCUGUCGGGACGGGUGGUUCCGGUGACGCUCGAGCAGGAACAGCAGCACCAGGCGCUUCUGGAGCAGGAGAGGUUAGAGGCGAGCGACUACGAGGACGCGGAGCUGCAGCAGCAGGAGUAAAUAUUAAUAUUACACCACAAGACGGAGGCGCACUUCCACAAGAAGAUCCGCCAAUCGAUCCACCGCCGUAGCAAGGGUGGCUCUGACCCGGGGAUGGGUCGACCGCAGCCGUGGCGGCAGUUGCGGUGGUGGAGAAGGAUGUGCAGGCCCUUCGUGGGAGCGAUGUUGACACCGCUGUGGCCAGGCGGUGCUGCGAGGGGUGCACGGGAAGGACAGUGUG